Messenger RNA from Panonychus citri (citrus red mite), 2892 nucleotides. RefSeq names its product serine/threonine-protein kinase RIO3-like. Gene Ontology annotation, molecular function: ATP binding; protein serine/threonine kinase activity. Bases 395 to 2299 code for a protein of 634 amino acids. Gene Ontology annotation, cellular component: preribosome, small subunit precursor; cytosol. The transcript is spliced from 5 exons. Gene Ontology annotation, biological process: maturation of SSU-rRNA. The record is from RefSeq and is a predicted model, not a curated record. Lineage: Eukaryota; Metazoa; Arthropoda; Arachnida; Trombidiformes; Tetranychidae.
AGAGCAAUUAAAUCAUUUCUUUGAUUAAUUUAUUCAUUUUUUCAUAUAUUUUUUGUUUUCAUCUUCAAUUCCGUUAUUCUUAUUUUUGUGUAUCAUCUUAUUUGGCUUCUUCAAUUCUCUCCAUCAUCUAGUAACUUUCAUCUCUUUCAUUGUUUGUACAGAUUUACGUAGAUAUUUAUUAUUUACUAUAAAUUCAUCUCUUCUAAUUUCACCUCUUUUGCUUUUUUUAUACUAAUCAGUCCAUCAAAACGAUCAUUUUUUCAUACUUAUUAUAUAAAUAAGUGUACAUAUAUAUAUAAAUUUAUAAAUUAUUUCAUUAAUUGUAUAAAUAAUCUCAUCAAUUUUUUUGUUCUCUUUGAGCCAAUUUUUUUACAUUACAUCAUUCAUAGUCAAAAUGUCUUGUUGGGAUAAAAGAAAAUUAACUGAAGGUUUAUCUAACGUUUCCAAUGGAAUCAAUCCUGCCAAUAACCAUAAGGAUGACAAAGGAAGUGUCCAAGGGAAGAUUGAACCUGGUAAUCAUGAUGGUGGCGGUAAACUAAGGGUUGAAAAGAUUGUCUAUGGUUGUGAAGGUGAAAAAGGAGUAAGUGAUAGGAUCGAGAAAGAAAUGAUUCCUGAGGUAUCUUUUGGUGAGAUAAUGAAUGAACAAUAUGCAUCUUAUUUGAUGGAGAAAGAAGGAUUACCAGGAGAAAAUUUUACCAAUCAACUGGUUAAUACGACCGAGACUCUAUCAACUGAUUUAAACGAUGAUAGCAAAUUAUUGAAUCCAAUUGAAACAGUUACAGGUGAUUUCCAAAUUCCAGAUGAUAAUGAAUCUACUGACAAUGAUCUGCUUUUGGCUCAAAUGCUACAAGAAGAGUUUGACAAAGAGUUCAAUGAUCACCUUGAAAGCCAAAAGGAAACCGUGACAACAACCAAUAAGCAGGAAAGUGUCAGUGUAUCUUUUUGUCCUUCUCGUCCGAUUCCCAAUUCAUCAACAAGUGAAUCUGACGUUGAAGAUGAUACAAUACCUGGUGGGGAAUAUCGUGAAUGGGAUUCAUUUUCCAGUGUUGAGAAAGGUACAUCAGCAAUUACACUUGGAAGAAAAGGUUUUGCUAAAAAUGCUGAAGGUUCUUACACCACGAAACAUGACCCAACGGUUUGUGGUCGUCGGAAUGCUUGUCGAGUGAUGGAUUUUGAUGUCGCUGUUAAAACAGGAGACGGUGGUGGGUUUGAUAUGAAAUUGAACAACAACGUUUUCAAUGCCCUCAAGGUUCAUUCAAAGAAGGAAAGUAAACGAGCAGCUCGACUUCGCCAGGCCAAGGAAAAAUCUACCGUUGAACAUGUUAUGGAUGAAAAGACUCGUCUUUCCCUUUAUAAAUUGCUUAAUCGUGGUAUCUUGGAUGAGGUUAACGGUACAAUUUCAACCGGUAAAGAAUCACAUGUUUACCAUGGUAUUGGCGGUGACCCCGAGAAACAGAUAACCUGUGGUGAGGUGGCAAUUAAAGUUUACAAGACAACCCUAAAUGAGUUUAAAAAUCGUGAGGCUUACAUCAAAGAUGAUCAUAGAUUUAAGGAUAAAUUUUCACGGCAAAAUCCACGCAAGAUAAUCCAUUUAUGGGCUGAAAAAGAGAUGCACAAUUUAAUCCGAAUUAAGAGAGCAGGUAUCCCUUGUCCCGAAGUUGUUAUGCUAAAAGAUCAUAUUCUUGUGAUGAAAUUUAUUGGGAUGGAUGGUAAACACGCUCCAUCACUGAAAGAUGCUAAACUAUCAUCAACUCAAUUAUCUCAAGCUUACCAAAAUGUUGUUGAGAUAAUGAAAAAGAUGUACGGUAAAUGUGAAUUGAUUCAUGGUGAUUUAAGUGAAUACAAUUUACUUUGGUAUUCCAACAAAGUUUGGGUUAUCGAUGUGAGUCAAUCGGUUCUCACUAAUCAUCCCUUCUCACUCCAUUUUCUUUCGCGAGAUUGUCUCAAUGUUACCAAGUUUUUCGAAAAAUGUGGCCUACAAGAGAUCAGAUCAAGCGGUGAACUUUUCUAUGAUAUUACUGGCAAAGAAUUGGAAGGAAAUGAUCUAGGAGAUAUCGAUCAUCUUGCUAAUAUAGUAGAUUAUGAACGAAACGUUGAACUAUUGACCUAUGGAGUAAACAGUAAAGUGGACAAUUUCGAGGAAUUGUUUGAACGAAGUGUCCUCGAAAGGGAAAACGCUGCUCUCAACGGAAAUAACAAUAAAUAUCAAUCUAAAGGAACACCUUGUUACUCAUCUUCCUCUUCCUCUUCAACUGGAUCAUCAUCAAAUGGUUCUCGAAAGAAACGACCAUCUCAUUGACCGAGGACUAAAAUUAACUAUCAAUGAAAAUUUAAUCAACUGUGAGAAGUAAACAAAAAAAAACGCUCUUGAAAAACGAAUAGAAAUUCAAAAAAAAACAAUAAGAGUAACAAAAUAUUUGAAAAAAAAAUUCGAGGUUCCAAUGGGAAGCCAAAUGUUCACCUUCGAUCGUCAAAUGUACAAAGAAAGUAAAAAUCACCAAAAAAAAAAGACAAUUGGACAUUGUGAUGGUCAAGAAAAUCAACUUAACUGUCACAAUAUCGUUAAUUAUAACAAUCUCGGAUUUAAUCAUUGGAAACCUAAAUGAUCCUGAUCAGUUGAAUCGCAAUCACUAAUUAAACCUUUCAUUGUCUAAUUUAUAACGUUAAUUAGUUGGAGAGAAAAAAAUUACAACCAAGUGAUACAAAAUUUGCAAAAAAAAAGUCAACUCAAUAAAAUUAAUGUGGCAAUGAAAUCUCACAAUUAAAUCUAAUCAAAUGGUUUUAAUUUCACUAAAUCAACUUGAUUUGUUUAUUAUCCAAGUUUAGGUUUGAUUGAAUGAGAAAAACAAAACUCAUUCAAUUGUUACAAUAAAAUAAUUUCCUCUGAUUUAA